AUGCGGCUGCAGGACAAGAUUUCGAGGAUAAAGCCUUCGCACAGUCAUACUGAGGCGGGCACUCUUCGGAAGAGGGCUCAGAGAGCCUGCAGCCAAUGCCAUUCGCAAAAGACCAAGUGCUCUGGCGAUCUGCCUAGGUGUAAGCGAUGUGAAGCUGGCGAUCUCAAGUGUGAAUACACUCCCGCCAAGCGGCGAUUUGCAAAUGUCCGCCUUCAGUCAGAAUCGAAGAGCGAGGAGCCGCCAACGCCAACGACCGUUGCGGCAAGUCCCCCCAGCCCUUCAUCAGCUUCCAAAAAGGAAAGGAGUCCCUUUCUGAGCCCACGAGGGAAGGACGGCAAGCCUAGCGAAUACUUUCCGCUGAUGAUCGACACCUCGCAUCUAAGCUCCCAGGAACUACUCACACGCAAGCAUAUCAUCCUCCGCCAUCUAGAGGCAUACUUCGAGCAUAUCUACUGGCUGCCAUGCAUGGGCUACUUUCACCCCGAAACCGCCCGCCGGCAAGUUCACGAGGGCACAUUUGACGCACCCACCGCAGCAGCUGUGUGUGCCAUUGCAAGCUUCUUCGUCAACCCCGGCGAAGGGGCCAAAGAGUUCAGCCUGAAGUGCCUGGAUGAGGUGGAAUUCUUCUUCUUCCGGAACAUUCAUAAAUUUUCCGAGGCUGUACUCAUCCCGUACUCUCUCAUUAUAUCGUUUAAUUUCCUCAACGGCUCGUUUGCCAAAGUCUGGCAAACGCUUGGUAUUGCCAUUCGUUUGGUCACCGGCAUGCAGCUAAAUUGGGACUACGCCAUGCAGCAUCGGUCCUUUCAAGAUCAGGAGCGAUUGCGGCGGGUCGCCUGGCAGUUUUUCGUCUUGGAUCGCUUGCUGGCUGGCGGCUACGAGGAGUAUAUUUCAUGCCGGACUGAGAUAAUGAAGAUCCGCCUUCCAUGCCAGGAAGAGGCGUUCUGGGAGAACAAACCCAUAACCGCCGAGAGACUCCAUGAGAAACCGGCAAGCUGCAAAGGGAUCGGCCUCCAUGGACUGAAUGUCCGCCUUGCCGACAUCAACCAUAGGAUUCAAUCGUGGUCAAAAAGGCUCACGCAGCGGGUUUCUCUCGAGCCUUCCAAGGUAAUGGAGGAUAUCAACAACUUCCAGAACGAACUUACAUGGUUCCAUGCCUCUAUCCCCAACGAUAUCAGAUUAAGUGAUCAAAGCCUCUCAAAGUUCAUGGCGUCUUCUGAGCGAGUUGGUUAUGUUUAUUUCCAUACCCAUUUAUCAGUUGGCCACAUUGACUUGUAUCGUUUUGCCCUGCCAGGCAUUCUGGAUUCAACGAAGAACGAUAUUCUCCGCCGUCUGCCUCCGGAUUUCGUUCAGAGGGCCAGAAAACAAGUCGUUGCUCACGCUCUGUGCACGGGUCGCUUCUGUGUUGCUAUACAGGACGAAAUGGAUCGGCUAGCAAAGUCUGGCAUUACUGGUUUCGCUGGUGAUGCCACCAUUGCUCACAUGUCAACACAAUCCCUUCGUGUCUUCCUAGUCGCCAUACAACAUGAAAUCUACGACGAUUUGACAGAAGGCACAACAGCGCCAUUAUGGCGCUUUCAACAGCCAGAUGAGACGUAUAUUCGAUCACUCAUCACCAACGGCCUCUUCCGUGUGUCUGAACCAUGGUGCCCAGUUCUGAUAGCAUGCCAGCAGUCUCACGCCAGUAACAAAGCCAUGUUCGAAGAGUUCGAGAGAACCAGGAGAUUUACUGACGCAAAGGAUGCGUACCGUAAUAAGCUCAAAGCUACCGACGGCUCGGCUCGCCUCCCAGGGCCGCAUUACAUUCUCGAGAAUGCCAAUCACGGUGUCGCCGAGCAAGAUCAACGUGCCCGAGCAUCUGAAGCAGCAGCCGCCAAACGCUGGUUUAACGAGCCAAAACAACAGACAGAGCCAAUGGCCUAUCCACCAGCCGAUCUUGAUUUUGACAUGGAAUAUGGGCCCCCGGGUAUCCCCAUGAUGCUUGCCGUUGCCAGGAAUCCGGACACGGGGCGAAGCGACAACAAUGUGAACUUCCUGUACGACGGUGACCGGGAGGCCACAGCCCUUCUGCAAGACAAGGUCUGGCUCAAUGGUGGGAUCAUUGCACCUGACAGCGGCCAGAUGGCUUACGUUGCAACUCACGCCGGAGUCCCUUUCAUGCAGAUAGGCUCAACAGAUCCAAAUAUGAUGUUUCCGCCACCGCAGCCUCCCCCUCCCCCGCCAUCAACCUUGUCUCAUCCAACUACGACGGCACCAUUCGUUCCUACCCAGGCUGGUAUAUAUAUGGACACCUGGGCCGCGCCGUCAUACGAAAAUCUUCACUCCGCUCCGUACAUGCGACAACCCAACUUCAACUAA
This is a messenger RNA of Clonostachys solani, 2355 nucleotides long. The record is from the annotation of a GenBank genome assembly. Lineage: Eukaryota; Fungi; Ascomycota; Sordariomycetes; Hypocreales; Bionectriaceae.